ACCACCGGAAGUUCCUCUUUCACUUUCCCUCGAGCUGUGACGUGAAGUGAAACUCAUGAUGUCUAACUUAUGAUAACGUUAAUUAACAUCUAUAAGCUUAAUGCGAACAUGUGGCAGUGACGUCAUACACGGGCGACGAGCGUCUCCUUCUGAACAACAGUCUAUAUAUCUAUAUGAUAUGAUUAUAUAUAUAUAGAUAAUCAAUAAGCAAACUGAACAUGAAUACAAACUUUUUUUCUAUUUUUACGCUUCAACAACAACAAAAACGAAGUAAAAUUCAAUAAAAAGAAGUAAAUAAAUAAACACUUCUUUUUUUUAGCACCACGUGAUCACGUCUCCGGAAUCAUCGCGAUAACUUCUGCGACCCGGCUCACUUUAAACUGCAUUAUGUAUUGAUCAUCAUACACAGAGACAUAAACUGUUGAUCAAUAAUCACGGGGCUGGAAAGUUCACAUUCCACCUCGGGCUGGGGAUGGGAGGCGCGUGCUCCUCCUCCUCCUCCUCCUCCUCCUCCUCCUGCUCGAUGUAUAAAAGCGAGUCUGUGAGAGACGGACUCGUCUCAUCCUCCUCCUCCUCCUCUUGCUCAUCUUCAUCAUGCUGUCUCCGCUGACCCUGGCUCUGCUGCUGACCCUCCGUGCGGCUCUGCAGGAGGUCCAGGCUCUGCAGGAGGUCCGGGCCGUGUGCGGGGCGGGCCGGGUCCUCCCGUGCACCGCGGAGGAGAAGCCCGGUGUCCGGUACCGAGCCGUGAGGUGGUACAAGGAAGGAGCGGCGCCAGCACCCCGCCUCCAAGGCCUCCUGACUAAAGACCUCCCCGACGGCAGGAUGCGGCGCUACAGCGGCGCGCGGCACGCGGAGCUGAACGCGUCACGUGACCUCCGGCUGGACAACCUCACGUGUGCCGACUGCGGCGUGUACUCGUGUCAGCUGGCGGCGCCGGUGGGCGAGCAGAACCGGGAGGGCCGGGUGGUCCUCGCCAUGAAAGAGUGUCGAGAGGAACCUCCAAGAAACCAUCUGACGGACGCUCAGCUGCUGCUGCUUGCCUCCCUGGUUCUGACCUUCUCCCUGCUGCUCUUCAUCACCGCCUACGUCAGUCUGAUGAAGCUCCUCAGAGACCGGAACCGGGCGCUGACCAAAGCGACGCUGCUGGACGAGAAGCAGCUGCUGUCCGUCUCCACGCCGGGUCCUAGAGCGCCGCACGGCCGCUCCAUGAAGCACAUCUGCGUCUAGAGCAGGGGUCCCCAAACUUUUUCCUGAGAGGGCCACAUCACGGGAAGCGCUUGCAGACAGCAUUUAGCGGAUCGGAGCAGCGCGUGCGCUCUGAUCGCUCUUUUAAUGAAGUAUCGAUACAAAAAAAAUGCUAAAUCACAUCGUUUUUAACGUACGGGUACUUUGUUAGUAUCGCUACACCGUGCAGCGUGACAGCAGCAGAUGUAGCGGCUAACAUUCAAGCUAACCUAACUUCCCAAACGCUGAAGACAUCUGGACUCGACACGUCCCAUCAAAGAUGUUUUAUUGCGAAGAGCACCACUUCACAUUUUCUCCACGUCUCACUGCAAUCUCAAUGGCAGCGGGCCAGGUGAAAAAAAUUAUAAAUCGGAACGCGUCUCUGGUAUUGUUCAGACCAAAUGUGGAGGUGGGCCGGAUCCGGCCCACGGGCCGUAGUUUGAAGACCACUGGUCUCGAGGCUUCCUGUCCACGUCGAGCAGCUGGUCGGGUUCAAGUCGCUCGGUCUUGUCAGGGUUGAUUUUCAGGUGGUGUGCAGACGUCCACUGAGAGAUGUCAGACAGGCAGAGAUUCAUGCCGCCACCCGUGUUUCAGAUCGGGGAAACGAGAGGAUCAGUUGGUGUCAUCAGCAUUGUUAUGGUAGGAGAAGCCAUGUGAGCGAAUGACAGAGCCGAGAGAAUUAGUGUCCAGAGAGGAGAGGAGGGCCUUGAGGGACCCCAGUAGUGAGAGGAAGAGGAGGGGACCCAGGACAGAGCCUUGAGGGACCCCAGUAGUGAGAGGAAGAGGAGGGGACCCAGGACAGAGCCUUGAGGGACCCCAGUAGUGAGAGGAAGAGGAGGAGACCCAGUACAGAGCCUUGAGGGACUCCAGUAGCGAGAGGAAGAGGAGGGGACCCAGUACAGAGCCUUGAGGGACUCCAGUAGCGAGAGGAAGAGGAGGGGACCCAGGACGGAGCCUUGAGGGACCCCAGUAGUGAGAGGAAGAGGAGGGGACCCAGGACAGAGCCUUGAGGGACCCCAGUAGUGAGAGAAGAGGAGGGGACCCAGGACAGAGCCUUGAGGGACCCCAGUAGUGAGAGGAAGAGGAGGGGACCCAGGACAGAGCCUUGAGGGACCCCAUAGUGAGAGAAGAGGAGGCGACCCAGGACAGAGCCUUGAGGGACUCCAGUAGUGAGAGGAAGAGGAGGGGACCCAGGACGGAGCCUUGAGGGACUCCAGUAGUGAGAGGAAGAGGGGACCCAGGACAGAGCCUUGAGGGACCCCAGUAGUGAGAGGAAGAGGGGACCCAGGACAGAGCCUUGAGGGACCCCAGUAGUGAGAGGAAGAGGGGACCCAGGACAGAGCCUUGAGGGACCCCAGUAGUGAGAGAAGAGGAGGGGACCCAGGACAGAGCCUUGAGGGACUCCAGUAGUGAGAGGAAGAGGGGACCCAGGACAGAGCCUUGAGGGACCCCAGUAGUGAGAGGAAGAGGAGGGGACCCAGGACAGAGCCUUGAGGGACUCCAGUAGUGAGAGGAAGAGGGGACCCAGGACAGAGCCUUGAGGGACCCCAGUAGUGAGAGGAAGAGGAGGGGACCCAGUACAGAGCAUUGAGGGACCCCAGUAGUGAGAGGAAGAGGAGGGGACCCAGGACGGAGCCUUGAGGGACUCCAGUAGCGAGAGGAAGAGGAGGGGACCCAGUACAGAGCCUUGAGGGACCCCAGUAGUGAGAGGAAGAGGAGGGGACCCAGGACAGAGCCUUGAGGGACCCCAGUAGUGAGAGGAAGAGGAGGGACCCCAGUAGUGAGAGGAAGAGGAGGGGACCCAGGACAGAGCCUUGAGCGACCCCAGUAGUGAGAGGAAGAGGAGGGGACCCAGUACAGAGCAUUGAGGGACUCAAGAAGUGAGAGGAAGAGGAGGGGACCCAGGACUCUAAACGUCGGUUGGCAAACUCGCUGGGGAAAUCCUGUCUGCUCGGCGUGCGCCGCCCCUUUAAGAGAUCUUUAUAACGGAUGUUUACAUCUCAACAACUGCUUCUGCCGUCCUUUAGGUUCAGUCUGAGGCUCGAUGACAGAAGUUUGAACAUUAAAAUAUAUAUUAUUAUUAUUAUAAAUAUAUAUUAGGGCUGUCAGCGUUAACGCGUUAAUCUAUGCGAUUAAUUUGGCCGCGAUUAACGCACUAAAAUAUUUUAACGCAACUUUGUUCACUACACAGUCCUCUAACGGACAAAGGAGCAUCUUCAGUGGCCGACUCCUGUCACUGUCAUGCUCAUCGGACAGGCUGAGGAAGUCCUUUGUCCCCAGGGCAAUACGACUGUACAACGCCACGCAGAGGGGGAGGGGGAGGGGGAUGGACUUCUCUGCAUGAGUCCACCUCGGUCUCCCCUCCUCUUCUCAGCUCUUAAUUUUUCCAUCACACUGUCCAUCUUUUAAUCUUUUUACUGGCUAUACUAGCCCAUUGCACAGACUGUAAUAUCUGUAUACACCCUGUGAACAUGUUCUCCAUAUGUGUAUUGUUUUUUUCUACUGUGUGUAUGUAUGUUUGUGAGUUAAGUUAAGUGUAUAAGCUACUGGAUGACCUAAAUUUCCCUCUGAAUCAAUAAAGUAUCCAUCUAUCUAUAAGAAAACAGAAAAUCACAGCUAUGCUGGAAAAAGACUUUGAACAAAGUACAAAACAAAAUCACAACUAUGUUGGAAAAGCAAACCAGGACAAAAACGAUCAUGACGAGACAAGAGACAAGACGAUCUGACACAAGACACAGGUAGACACCGGCUUAAAUACCUGAGGAAACGGGCAACAGGUGGACACAAUCAGGGGUGGAGCAGACAAUCACACUAACGAGGAAACACCGGGGCAGGAAAUAAAGUUUCUGAAACAAGAGAGGACAGUUACUACAAAAUAAAAGCGGACAUGGAAAACAUAACUAAAACUUAACAUAAACGACGAGACAUUACAAUUAAAUCCCUCGCUGGCACUUUAUAGGUAGGAGCCUCUUUGAAAACACAGCUCUGUGUGAAGUUUUGUCUUGAAAAAAUAAUACAAUUAAACAAGUGUCUAAAAUACA
This is a messenger RNA of Pseudoliparis swirei, 4265 nucleotides long. RefSeq names its product CD83 molecule (gene cd83). The record is from RefSeq and is a predicted model, not a curated record. Bases 595 to 1227 code for a protein of 210 amino acids. The transcript is spliced from 5 exons. NCBI's taxonomy places the organism in Eukaryota, Metazoa, Chordata, Actinopteri, Perciformes, Liparidae.